Molecule: messenger RNA, 2121 nt
Organism: Oenanthe melanoleuca
Lineage: Eukaryota; Metazoa; Chordata; Aves; Passeriformes; Muscicapidae
Gene: CCDC34
Product: coiled-coil domain containing 34
Exons: 6
Coding region: 50-964 (304 amino acids)
Source: RefSeq, a predicted model, not a curated record
UCGGCCCGGCCCAGCCCGGCCCUGCCGGUAACCGCCGCCGCCUCCCGCCAUGAGCGGGCUCGGGCUCCUGAGGCCGCCGCCCGCCGAGGGCGAGCCCUCCCCCGGCCGCUCCGAGUCCCCGCCGCUCUCCCCCGCGUCCCGCUGCAGCUCGCCGGGCUGUGAGGAAGAGGAGCGGGCGGCGGCCGCCCGGAGCCCGCCCGGCCAUAGGAGGGCUGAACAUUCUGAAGGAGCAGGGGGAAGAAAAGUGUCCUUUUUGAAAGAUAACCUUUCACCAUGGGAAGAAUGGUUCAUUAGCAAAGAGAAGGAGUUGCGUGCCCGCCUACAAGCUAGAGCUGCAGAGGAAAUGAAUAAAGAGCUUGAGAAAAUGAAGGAAAAUCAAGAAUAUGAAAGAAGAAAAAAGAUAGCUGAAGAGAAACACAAGGAAUGGGUCCAGAGAAAAAGAGAAGAGGAAAGAAGAGAAAGGAAACGAGAGGUGAGCAAAGAAAUGGCAGAAAAAGCCACAAGGGAACUGGAAAAAAUGCAGUUACAAGAAAAGGCUGACAUAAAGUAUAAAGAGUGGUUAAAGAAGAAGAGAGCUGAAGAGGCAGAAAAGAAGAAAAAAGAGAAGGAAAAAGAAAGAGAACGGGAGGCUGAGCUACAGGAGAAGAGAACAAGAUCAGAGAAAAUCUUUAAGGAAUGGCUGCAAAAUGCUAGGAAUAAACCACAACCUGCUUUAAAUGGUUAUGGUUUCCCACAUGGGAAGUCUACAGGGAGUGCUGAUAGAAAUUUGUAUCCAGCUCCAGCAUAUUGUAACCCCAUUCCCUGGAAACCAGUACAUGUGCCUCCCCCACAGGAAGACAGUGUUCUUACCAUGAAGAAGAAUAAGAGACCUGCAUCCUGUCAGCCACAUGCAUCUUUACCAAUGGUCAUUUCUAAGCCUAAGAUUAACCCUUGUGUUGGAUCUCUGUGCAGAAAGAAGUUAUAGUCCAUAAAGGUAAAGUUCUAUGUAGUUAAAGGUCCAAAGCAAAUUGCUUGUGCCUUUCUUUUUCCCCAUUUUUAUAAGCAGGUUUUUGUGUUUACUUCUAGUUGACCAAUCAGGCUUUUUAUGUUUUUUUCUAUAUUGCAUUUUUGUGAAAAAAAAAAAAAAAAAAAAAAAAGAAAAAAAAAAAGAAAAGAUAAAUUGUAAUGGGACUGUACCUCAAUACCAAUAAAAUGCACAAGAUUGUCUCUACCUUCCGCCUCUUGUUGUUGAAGUUCUUUUGUAUAUGUAAUUAUUCUUUUGGACAACAGUAUUGACUAGGUUAUUUUAAAGAUGCUAUUUGUAGCAUAUUUUAAAACAAUUAUUGGCUUAGUGCAGAAGGAAUUCAAGGCCAACAUCAGUUCCAGGUUAUCAUGUCACAGGGAUUACAGAGAUGCAGUGGGGUAGCUUACAUGGCUGGAGUACUGCAGCAAAUGGAUGCAGGCUCUUUAGGGAAACACAGGCUCUUUGCUGGACCUGGCAUGUACAAACCAGGGAGAACUGGUCAGGGGUGUGAAGUUUGGGGCUAGUAAUGACAUAUGUGAGUCUGUCAGAUUUGGUAGGGUGCACCUGAGAAUGCUGAGGAAGUGGAAAAUAUUGUAAGGAUACUCUCAACUAUCUUUGAGAGGUUUGGUGAUAAGGGAGGUUCCUGAGAACUAGAAUAAAGUGAACGCCCACCCAGUCUUCAGGAGGAGUGUAUAUGCAGAGCUGCAGGGCAGCAGUCAGCCUCACUCAGCCCUUUCAGAGGAUGGAUGUGGCAAGUGCAGCCUGCAGCCUCCGGGCUGCAAGAGGAGGAGCAGUGCCCAGCAAAGGAAGCAGGCUGUCCCUUGUACCAUAGCUGCUGGAGAGCACAUUUGGAGUGCUGUGCCCAUUCCUGGGCAUGCCACUAAAAGACUGACACUGAUGCUCUGGAGCAGGCUCAGUGAGGGGCCACAAGGAAGAUUAAAGGAUUGCGGCAUCUGACAGACAGAGGCUGGGAGAGCUGUGCCUGCUCAGCAUGAGGGGGAGAAAGUUCAGUCAUGUCUGAGCAAUGUCUGUAAGUACCUGAUGGAUGGAGACAGAGAGCAGACCCUUCCCAGAAGUGCCCAGUGAGAGAAGAGGCAGUGAGUGCAAAUCAAAACACA